Closterium sp. Naga37s-1 is the source of this 2199-nucleotide messenger RNA. Lineage: Eukaryota; Viridiplantae; Streptophyta; Zygnematophyceae; Desmidiales; Closteriaceae. The record is from the annotation of a GenBank genome assembly.
AUGGCGGGGAAGCUCUUGGGCGAUAAAGGAUCAGCGAGCGCGGAGAGCAGCAACAUGUUGGACUUCGACACGGCGGCAGCGGAGGCGGUGACGGAGGAAGAGCAGCCAGUCGAGCCGCUCGACAGCUUCGUGGAGCGCGCGCUCGUCAAGUCGCGCGCGCAGUACGACGCCAUGUACCGCCAGUCGCUCGACGAUCCCGAGGCCUUCUGGGGCGCCAUGUCGGCGCAGUACCACUGGGAGACUCCGUGGGAGGUGCUGCAAGAGGGCAACAUGGACGUGCGUCAAGGUGCCGUGGACAUCAGGUGGUUCGUGGGGGGCCGCACCAACCUCUGCUACAAUGCCGUGGACCGCCACGUGGCGGCGGGGCGCGGCGAGAAGGUCGCCAUUUUCUGGGAGGGCAACGACCUGGGCGUGUCGGGCCAGUGGACGUAUUCGCAGCUGCUGGCUCAGGUGUGCCGCAUCGCCAACUACCUGCGGAGCGUGGGCGUGCGCAAGGGCGACGUGGUCACCAUCUACCUGCCCAUGGUCCCCGAGCUCCCCGCCGCCAUGCUCGCGUGCGCGCGCAUUGGCGCGGUGCACUCGGUGGUGUUCGCGGGUUUCUCCGCGGAGGCGCUCGCGGGGCGCAUCGCGGACUCGGCUUCGCGCGUCGUGCUGACGGCGUCCGCCGUGAUGCGCGGGACGAAGCUGAUCGCGCUGAAGAAGAUCGUCGAUGAGGCCGUCGCGCAGUGCGGCGCCGCGCGCCUGGAGCCCAGCACGGUGCUGGUGUUCGAUAACGACCUCGCCAAGCAGCGCUCCCACGUCCCAUUCGAGCCGUCGCGCGACGUGUGGUGGCAGGACGCGGUGCGUCUCCAGCCCGACACGUGUCCCGUGGAGUGGAUGGAGAGCGAGGACCCGCUCUUCCUGCUCUACACAUCCGGCAGCACCGGCAAGCCCAAGGGCGUGCAGCACACCACGGGCGGAUUCAUGGUCGGCGCGGGCACGAGCUUCAAAUACAUCUUCGACCAUCAUGAGGAUGAUGUGUACUGGUGCACGGCGGACUGCGGGUGGAUCACGGGGCACACGUAUCUCGCGUACGGGCCGCUGCUGAACGGGUCGUCCAUGGUGGUGUUCGAAGGCGUGCCCACGCACCCUGACGCUGGCCGCUGCUGGGACGUCGUUGAUAAGUACAAGGUGACUGUCUUCUACACGGCGCCCACGGCCAUCCGCGCCCUCUCAUGCGAUGCGGCGACCAGCUGGUUCCACUCUGCAGUGGGAAGGGGGCGCUGCCCCAUCGUUGACACCUGGUGGCAGACAGAGACAGGCGCUAUCAUGAUCACGCCUCUCCCAGGCGCCAUGCCCUUAAAGCCCGGGUGUGCAACGCUGCCCUUCUUUGGCGUGGAGCCAGUGGUGUUGGACGAGCAGGGCAGGGAGAUAGCCGCAGGCGAGGGCGAGGAAGUGGCAGGGCUGCUGUGCAUCAAGCGCCCAUGGCCCAGCAUGAUGCGCACCGUUGUGGGCGACCAUGCUCGGUUCGAGACCAACCACUUCGCCCCCUUCCCGGGCUACUAUUUCUCCGGGGACGGCUGUCGCAGGGAUGCAGAUGGCUUCUACUGGAUCACAGGCCGGGUGGAUGAUGUCAUCAAUGUCAGUGGGCACCGCAUUGGGACAGCAGAGGUGGAGAGUGCGCUUGUAGCCCAUGACAUCUGCGCUGAGGCAGCAGUGGUGGGAUAUGAACACCCCAUUAAGGGGCAAGGGCUUUACGCCUUUGUCACACUCAUGGAAGGCAUUGGGCAGUCUGACGAGGUGAGGGCGCAGCUCAAGUCAGCAGUGCGUCAGCAUAUAGGGGCAUUCGCUGCCCCUGAUGUAAUCCACUGGGCUCCAGGCCUUCCCAAGACUCGGUCUGGAAAGAUCAUGCGCCGCGUAUUGCGCAAGAUAGCUGCUAAUGACAUCGAAGCACUUGCUUUGAAGAUGGCUCCUUCAUCUCAAGAUCUAUUUCUCCUCUCCCCUCUGACCAGUCCCGUGCCUCAAUCGCUGUACCCGUUGCUCGCCGUCGCGCUCGUCACCGCCGGUCUCAUUGCCACAGGAGCUUUCUUCGUCUAUGAAGCCACUGUUUCGAAAUUCAGCAGAUCUUUGGUUAGAGAACUACUCCUGUCAGCCAUUGCGUCUGUGCUGUUGGGUUUUGGCACGCUCUUCCUCUUCCUAUGGACGGGGGUGUACGUUUGA